This is a messenger RNA of Parathielavia appendiculata, 1451 nucleotides long. RefSeq names its product mediator of RNA polymerase II transcription subunit 7. Lineage: Eukaryota; Fungi; Ascomycota; Sordariomycetes; Sordariales; Chaetomiaceae. Bases 423 to 1160 code for a protein of 245 amino acids. Gene Ontology annotation, molecular function: transcription coregulator activity. The record is from RefSeq and is a predicted model, not a curated record. The transcript has 3 exons. Gene Ontology annotation, cellular component: mediator complex; core mediator complex. Gene Ontology annotation, biological process: regulation of transcription by RNA polymerase II.
GUACAGGCCUUGGAACGAUCAAUGACCCUAAACCCCAUACUUUGAUUAGUUAUUUCAUUGUUUGUUAGGAGUGUUGAAGCGUUGGGCCCCGUGGUGGCACUGAAGUCAUCUCAGCCACAAAGGGAGCUCAGUUGCCCCACACUGAACGGUUGCAGCCACUUGUGCAGGGAUAAGCUUCGGCCACAGUCGCAAGGGUUCGGUUUUUACAUUCACGGCUCUACAGUGCAUCACUGUCACCAUCUCCAAGAACCUAAAACUUCCGACAUAAUCUUCUUUCGCACUGCCUGCCGACCGGAAGGACUUGACCGUCCUGCAGCAAAGGAUGGCAGCAUCUUCGAUGCCCCAGACAUGAAAAUCUGAAGUUUAUUGCGACCUCUCUUUCGCCGUCAGAACAAACCAGACCAAUAGGCGGACGACGCGCAAUGGACAACAACGAGGAUGACCCGACGAGAGUAACGGCGCUCUGGCCGGAUCCGCCCCCCUUUUGGAAGUCCUUCACCCCCGAGAAUCUGGAGCGCUAUAACAGCGUCAAGGAAGACUACGCCCAUCAGCAGGGCCUCAGUACUGAUGCCAUCGCGCACAUCCCCAAAGUCCCGCAAGAGCUUGCCAACCUUCAACCACCGCCCGAGCCAGCUGAGGGAACAUGGAGGUUAUUCAGCGAGCCCGAAACUCUCACAGAAACCCUUCAGACCCUGGAGGACGCCGGCAUCCAGCGCCUAGGGCCCACGCCCGAGGUAGACAGGGACAGCAGCCAUCUCGAUCGCGGCUUUCAGUUAAAAAAGCUCGUCAAGUCGCUCAUGCUCAGUUACCUCGAGCUGAUCGGUCUCAUGGGCCAUAAUCCGGCGCAUGCCGCGGAGAAAGUCCAAGACAUAAAAAUCCUGUUGCUCAACUUUCACCACACCCUCAACGAGUACCGCCCCCACCACGCCCGCGAGCAGCUGAUUCAGCUUAUGAACGCCCACGGCGACCAAAUGCGCGCUGAGACGGCAGGGAUUCGGAGCGUGGUGGACAAGGCGAAGCGCACGAUUGAGGGACUGGCCAGCAUUCAGUUGCCACAGUUGGAUGCAGACGCCGAGGAGACUAUCGGUGUCCCAAGAUUGAGGCAGAAGCAGGAGUGGGAUGAUGCAGUGUGGGGCGAGCUUCGCGACGACUUCGUGUGAUACCCAUGAAAUCGAGGCGGCGUUUGGGUACGGAUUCAAACUGGAUGGAAAUGGUAGAGAGGAAAUCCACAGAUUAUCAGGAGUAAGCCAAUCGCGCAACACAACACCGAUCAGACCCAAAGCCACACCACAGUCUCAGGUAAUCAGAAUGGAACAAACACUCCCGUUGGCAUUGAUCACGAGACUGUUUUUGGCAACAGCCAUGAGGUUGGUGCUGGUGAUCCAUACAAUAUGUACCUACGAAACCUUGGUUCGCCACGAUCUCUCAAAUCCAAGCCCUAUUCCGCUGCU